AAUAUUAAGUCAAUAACAAUUUGUGUUAGCUGAAUUUAAAUAAUGUCUCUUCCAAUAACAGAAGUCCUACAUUUGAGGAGAGUGUGGACGCUCUGCUGUUGUCCCUGGACUCUGUGUCUGCUCUAAACAAGGCACUAUUGAUGACACACAGCCUGACUGAGAACAUGGCUGCAAAGAUCCUCUCCAUGUGUCACACAUGUCCCAGUCUCCAUAACAUCGGUUUUCAGGUGGAGUACAGUGAGAGAUACAGUGAGCUCAAUGUGUGUUCAUCUAUCAGCCUCACCAGAGUCACAGACUCUAUCUCGACAGUUGACAUCCAGUUGGCCUGUGAUGAUAGCAUGAUUGAAAUAUCUCCAUCAUUCAUUUCAUUCACAUCACCAUGUUCAGACAUCCCUAAAGUGGAUGGACGGGAACUCUUUGAAACUCUUGACAUCCUUAAAGGUUUACAAGAAGGGUGUGAAGAGCAUGAAGAGCUUGUGGGAGAUUUGAUGUCCACCUUGCUCUCCGUUCCGGGUCUGCAGAAGGUCAGACUCAAGAUCAGCAGUCUAACGGAGAACUGGGUGAAGAGGAUUCGGUCCUUAACUGAAAGCUGUCCCAGUCUUCAGGAGAUCAGAUAUGAAUGCACAGAAAGUGGAGGCUUGUUAUUAGAGGAGGUCGAGAGGAUUCUUCAGAGCUCUCAGAUGGAUUCAGAUUGUAGGAUAAUUAUUACAGGGAUGAAGCACAGUAAAGCCAUGGAUGGGCGGACUGAAAUUAUGAUGGACACAUCCAGAUCAUCAUCAGCCUGUGAUGAGAAAGUGAAGGUCACUUUCUGCAGGAACUCUCUCACAAGACUAUUUACAAUAGAUGACAUUGAGACAGAAGAUACCAAUGAGGAUGAGCCUGAAAUGUAUAAAUCAUAGAGAAAAAUGAAAAAAUAUAGUCUCUAAUCUAAAUUUCCAAAGCACAACAUCGCUAACAAUGUUCAGAUCAAACAUAAUGCACCCGGUAAUAAUGUACCUUUUUGAUGCUGAUAAUAUAGGAUUUUUUUGAAAACAUAUGAUGAGAUAUUUCUUUAUAACUCUAAAUUGUCUAUAUAACAUACACACAAGUGUCAUUUUUGCAAUUUUGCAGUCACCCAAACACACAGAAUGACAAAACAAAGACCUCUGGUAUAUAAUCAA
Molecule: messenger RNA, 1160 nt
Organism: Puntigrus tetrazona (Sumatra barb)
Lineage: Eukaryota; Metazoa; Chordata; Actinopteri; Cypriniformes; Cyprinidae
Product: NACHT, LRR and PYD domains-containing protein 1 homolog
Exons: 6
Coding region: 141-899 (252 amino acids)
Source: RefSeq, a predicted model, not a curated record